AUGAAGUUCUCCUCCUCUUCCAUCGUUGCCCUCUGUUUGGCCACCUUUGUCAUUGCAGCUCCAGCUGCUGUUGCAGGCCCACAGGCCGUUGCUAUUGCUCAUGACGAUGCUACCAGCGCCGUUGUUGCUACAACUUCUACUGAACCUGCUCAGACCUCUGCCGUUGUCUUGCCAGCGGACGGGUAUGACGCAGCCUCCGUCUCUUUGGUCAACAUCACUGGGAUUUUGAACCAACUUGUCGGUGUUGUUGAAGGCACUGUUUAUCCAACAGAGAUCGUCAGAGAAGUCAUCUCGGUGGUUGUCACUCUUUUGAACGAUACCCUGGACGCACUGGGCUCCCUCACCAACCACGAGGACAUUGCAGACUCCCUGGAGGCUUCGUUGCAGAAGGCGUUGAACCUCUUGGACAACAUCGUCACUACUCUUGGUAUCGAAAACUCCGUCAACGAGGAGAUCACUGCCUACAUUGACAAUGUCAAGGCCCUGGUGACCCUCUUGGUCACCACCAUCUCCAACGUCUCUGGCGAGUUGAAGCACUUCAACUUGGAUGGUGCGCUGCGUGCUUUGCUAGCUGGUGUGCUCAACAUCUUGAGUAAGCUCGUCUACUAA
Messenger RNA from Williopsis jadinii, 609 nucleotides. RefSeq lists its product as uncharacterized. The transcript has a single exon. Lineage: Eukaryota; Fungi; Ascomycota; Saccharomycetes; Phaffomycetales; Wickerhamomycetaceae. The record is from RefSeq and is a predicted model, not a curated record. Bases 1 to 609 code for a protein of 202 amino acids.